AUGGCGCCAACAGCCACACCUCCCCCUCCCACCCCUACCUUUCUCAAGCUGUCCUUCCCCGCGCCCAGAGUCCUGCUCGUGCGCAUGGACAGGCCACGGGAUCUCAAUGCCAUGUCUACGACGGGACAGUGGGAGAUGGACUCGGUAUGGAAGUGGUUCGAUGACGAGCCCAACCUGAGCGUUGCCGUCAUCACGGGCACGGGACGUGCGUUCUCGGCCGGCGCCGACCUCAAGGAGUGGAACAACUCCAUGUCGGACGAUGCCGACCCGAGCAAGCGCAUGGGCAACGCUCCGGCGUUCAAGCCUCUGAGCAGGCGGCUGGGAAAGAAGCCCGUCAUCGCCGCCGUCAACGGCUUGGCCAUGGGUGGCGGCUGCGAGUUUGUCGUCAACUGCGACCUCGUCGUCGCCGCCGAGGACGCGUACUUUGGCCUCCCCGAGGUGAAGCGCGGUAUUGCCGCCAUUGGCGGUGCCCUCCCCCGUCUUAUCCGGACGAUUGGCCUGCAGCGCGCAUCCGAGUUUGCUCUGUCGGCUCGCAACGUGACUGCACAGGAGAUGUAUCAGUGGGGGAUCGUCAACAGGGUCGUGCCCAAGGAGAAGGUUGUGGAGGAGGCUGUCAAGCUGGCAGAGUCCAUCGCGAAACACAGUCCCGACGCCAUCAUCUGCACGCGUGCCGGUCUCCGGCAAGGCUGGGAGACGGCCAGCGUCGAGAGGGCGGUCGAGUGGACGCUCGAGAAGGAGUUUGCCGAGUUGCAAAAGGGCGAGAACAUUCUCGAGGGCCUCAAGGCCUUUGCCGAGAAGAGGGAGCCCCGGUGGAAGGGAAGCAGGUUAUGA
Molecule: messenger RNA, 831 nt
Organism: Thyridium curvatum
Lineage: Eukaryota; Fungi; Ascomycota; Sordariomycetes; Thyridiales; Thyridiaceae
Exons: 1
Coding region: 1-831 (276 amino acids)
Biological process (GO): fatty acid beta-oxidation
Cellular component (GO): mitochondrion
Molecular function (GO): enoyl-CoA hydratase activity
Source: RefSeq, a predicted model, not a curated record